ACGGAGGCGAGCUUAGCGCGUCGAAGAUAGCUCUAUGGUUUUCCUCCCGUUCUUCAGUCGGGGAAAUGGCCGCUGUGUAGUUACCACGAAGAUUAAGUCCCGGGAACCUGGCUUCGCGUGUCAAGGAAUUUGAAUUUAGAGUUUACUAUCUGAGAACAUUUUCUUCAGGAAGAAUUUUACAGUAUCUCAAAGACUUCACUUGAUUGCUCUAACCUGCAUAAAAUCUAAGGAGUAAAGAAAUGGGUCGCUCCAAUUCUAGAUCACAUUCUUCAAGAUCAAAGUCUAGAUCACAGUCUAGUUCUCGAUCAAGAUCAAGGUCACACUCUAGAAAGAAGAGAUACAGUUCUAGGUCUCGUUCCAGGACGUAUUCAAGAUCUCGUAGUAGAGAUCGUAUUUAUUCUAGAGAUUAUCGGCGAGAUUACAGAAAUAAUAGAGGAAUGAGAAGACCUUAUGGGUACAGAGGAAGGGGUAGAGGGUAUUAUCAAGGUGGAGGAGGUAGAUAUCAUCGAGGAGGCUAUAGACCUGUCUGGAACAGAAGACACUCUAGAAGUCCUAGACGAGGUCGUUCACGUUCCAGAAGUCCAAAAAGAAGAUCCGUUUCUUCUCAAAGAUCCCGAAGCAGAUCUCGCCGGUCAUAUAGAUCCUCUAGGUCUCCACGAUCAUCCUCUUCUCGUUCUUCAUCCCGAUAUAGCAAAUCUCCUGUCUCUAAAAGACGAGGGUCUCAGGAAAAACAAACCAAAAAAUCUGAAGGGGAGCCCCAAGAAGAGAGUCCUUUGAAAAAUAAAUCGCAGGAGGAACCGAAAGAUACAUUUGAGCAUGACCCAUCUGAAUCUAUUGAUGAGUUUAAUAAAUCAUCAGCCACAUCUGGUGAUAUUUGGCCUGGCCUUUCUGCUUAUGAUAAUAGUCCUAGGUCACCCCAUAGUCCUUCACCAAUUGCUACGCCACCUAGUCAGAGUUCAUCUUGCUCUGAUGCGCCCAUGCUCAGUACAGCCCACUCUGCAAAAAACACCCCCUCUCAGCAUUCACAUUCCAUUCAGCAUAGUCCUGAAAGAUCUGGGUCAGGUUCUGUUGGAAAUGGAUCUAGUCGAUACAGUCCUUCUCAGAAUAGUCCAAUUCAUCACAUCCCUUCGCGAAGAAGCCCUGCAAAGACAAUCACAACACAGAAUGCUCCAAGAGAUGAGGCUAGGGGACGUUCUUCAUUUUAUCCUGAUGGUGGAGAUCAGGAAACUGCAAAGUCUGGAAAAUUCUUAAAAAGGUUCACAGAUGAAGAGUCUAGAGUAUUCCUGCUUGAUAGGGGUAAUACCAGGGAUAAAGAAGCUCCAAAGGAGAAAGGAUCAGAGAAAGGAAGGGCAGAGGGAGAAUGGGAAGAUCAGGAAACCCUAGAUUACUUCAGUGAUAAAGAAUCUGGAAAACAAAAGUUUAAUGAUUCAGAAGGGGAUGAUACAGAGGAGACAGAAGAUUAUAGACAGUUCAGGAAGUCAGUCCUUGCAGAUCAGGGUAAAAAUUUUGCUACUACAUCUCACCGAAAUACUGAGGAGGAAGGAAACAAGUACAAGUCCAAAGUUUCACUGAAAGGCAAUAGAGAAAGUGAUGGAUUUAGAGAAGAAAAAAAUUAUAAACUUAAAGAGACUGGAUAUGUAGUGGAAAGGCCUAGCACUACAAAAGAUAAGCACAAGGAAGAUGACAAAAAUUCUGAGAGAACAGUAAAGAAAGAAACUCAGUCACCUGAGCAGGUAAAGUCUGAAAAGCUCAAAGACCUCUUUGAUUACAGUCCCCCUCUACACAAGAAUCUGGAUACACGAGAAAAGUCUACCUUCAGAGAGGAGAGCCCACUUAGGAUUAAAAUGAUAGCCAGCGAUUCUCAUCGUCCUGAAGUCAAACUCAAAAUGGCCCCUGUUCCUCUUGAUGAUUCUAACAGACCUGCUUCCUUGACUAAAGACAGGCUACUUGCUAGUACACUUGUCCAUUCUGUCAAGAAGGAGCAAGAAUUCCGAUCCAUCUUUGACCACAUUAAGUUGCCUCAGGCCAGCAAGAGCACUUCAGAGUCAUUUAUUCAGCACAUUGUGUCCUUGGUUCAUCAUGUUAAAGAGCAAUACUUCAAAUCACCUGCGAUGACCCUAAAUGAGAGGUUCACUUCCUAUCAGAAAGCCACUGAAGAACAUAGUACCCGCCAAAAGAGCCCCGAGAUACACAGGAGAAUUGACAUCUCUCCAAGUGCCCUGAGGAAGCAUACCCGUUUAGCAGGGGAAGAGAGAGUUUUCAAAGAAGAAAAUCAAAAGGGAGAUAAAAAAUUAAGGUGUGAUUCUGCUGAUCUUCGGCAUGACAUUGAUCGUCGGAGAAAAGAAAGAAGCAAAGAACGGGGGGAUUCCAAGGGCUCCAGGGAAUCCAGUGGAUCAAGAAAGCAGGAAAAAACUCCAAAAGAUUACAAGGAAUACAAAUCUUACAAAGAUGACAGUAAACAUAAAAGUAGAGAGCAAGAUCAUUCUCGAUCUUCAUCCUCUUCAGCAUCACCUUCUUCUCCUAGUUCUAGAGAAGAAAAGGAGACUAAGAAGGAAAGAGAAGAAGAAUUUAAAACUCACCAUGAACUGAAAGAAUACUCGGGCUUUCCAGGAGUUAGUCGACCAAGAGGAACCUUUUUUCGAAUUAGAGGCAGAGGAAGAGCCAGAGGAGUUUUUGCUGGGACAAAUACUGGUCCAAACAACUCAAAUACUACUUUUCAAAAGAGACCGAAGGAAGAGGAAUGGGAUCCAGAAUAUACCCCAAAGAGCAAGAAGUACUUCUUGCAUGACGACAGAGAUGAUGGUGUCGAUUAUUGGGCCAAAAGAGGAAGAGGUCGUGGUACUUUUCAACGUGGCAGAGGGCGCUUUAACUUCAAAAAGUCAGGUAGCAGUCCAAAAUGGACUCAUGACAAAUACCAAGGGGACGGGAUUGUUGAAGAUGAAGAAGAGACCAUAGAAAAUAAUGAAGAAAAGAAGGACAGGCGUAAAGAAGAAAAGGAAUAAUAAACCUGACAUGAGAUUGCAACAGAGAACAGAACUUGCACCCACCAUUUUUUUUUUUACAUGAUUUUUGUUUUCAAAUAAGAAUGUAAGCAUUUUACUUAAAUUUUACUGUUUGCAAGUAGUCUAUAGAAGUUUUGUUUUAAGUCUUCAAAUAUCUUGAAAAACAGUAGACUGUAUGUUGAAAAUUGAACUGAAAUAAAGUAGAAAAUUGUUAAUGUACCCUAUUUGUAACUAUCAACUUUUAAAAAUAAUACUUUUACUGUUUUUGUUACAUGCAUUGUUAUUCUGCUUUGUCUAUAAGAUAUGGUCAAGUACAGCUCUGUGAAAGAUCUGAUUCUCUUCCCUCCCUGUUUGUUAAUGUUUAUGCUGAAGUAAACUUUAGCUCUACAUACAGGUUUCUGAACCGAAGUUUAUAGAGACCACACCUAGUUAUUUUUAACUGUAUACAUCUGUUUUAACAUUUUCCUUAAUUCAAAGACACUACAUUGUAGGGUGACUAAUUUUUGAAGUGUACCCCAGAAAACAGUUAUUACUUUGGUAAACUUAAGCUAGUUUAACACUUCAGCAAAUGUUUGAGAAGAAAAACAGCUUUGCCAAGAACUAAGAAAUACAAGCUCAUAAAAGUUAGAUUACAAAGUAUUAGUUUAUUGAUGUGUUUGUGGUUUUUUUUUUUUCUUCGUUUUUUUUUUGUUUUUUUUUUGUUUUUUUUUUUCUGAGAGCAAGCAGUGGCCUAUAAAAACCACACUUAAGAGCCAUUACUAUUUGGAUUCAAAAUUCAGUAUUCAAUUUUUAUUUCAAAGUAUGAGUCAUGGUCUUAGCAGCUAUUCUUUGAGAGAGGGAAAUGUUUUGUAAUAAACACAGCAAAGAAAAACCCCAUUCCUGCUAAACAUUUUUAUUUUUAAGACGACAAAAUCUGUAAUUGUGAUGUUGUGGUAUGGAAGAGGAUUAUAUCCUGCAAAAUAAAGAUGUAUCUGAUUUGCUAUCUUACAUAUUUAUUUGAGCUUUUGGACAGUGGAAAUAUUAGCUUAUAGUCUAACCAUAAGAAAAAAUUGGCAAACAAUACUGUUCAUUAGUUGUAUUUUUAGUAACUUGUUUUUCAAAUGUCAACAAUAAAAGUUUUGACAGGAAGUUUGUGGCAGCAUUGAUCUAACUUGAUUUUACUUUUUUUGCCCCCUAAUUUCAGCAGUUUGUAAAAUGGCCUUUUCUUUUUCUUUCCUAGGGUUCUAUUUUUUAGGUAGAUAAUCUUGAAAAUGUGAAUUACCUUUAUGCUUAUGCUGAUUGCUCUUAAAGGAAUGAAAAUCCGAAAUAGUAAAUUUCAAUGUUAAGUAUGUCUGCUUUAUGAGCAUAUAUAAAAGUAAUCAAAUUUCAUUAAGUUAGCAAUUGAAUUAGUUGUAUAUGUUUGCAUUAAAAGGAGAUGAUGCUUAUUCUGCUAAUGUAAUCUUUUAAAGAUCUUAAGUAUAUAGCCUUUUCAUUCUCAUUUUAUGAUUUGCAAUCUUUCUAGCACCUUGAUUGCAGCCAGGGUAAUUUGAAUUUGCUAAGAGCUAUUGGGUGUGUUGAGAGGAGGGGGGUUGGGAACCAAACCUCAAUAUGUGAUUUUUAUGGCCCUAAGAUCUUUAAUAUUGCCUGAUUUCUCCUGUUUGUUUUGUCUUCUGAAAUUGCUAGAGCAGAGGAAUACUGUCAAAGCAAGUAUAUGUGUUGGAUUGAUCAGACAUAACUAAUACCCUUCCAGUUAGAAUAAUUACUUGCUAAGCGACGUGGGUUUGAUUUCAAACACAGGAGAAUGGUUUUCACAAGCAUUUUAUUUUAUACAAAUAAAUUUAGCUUUUAUUUUAACAGUUAUUUUGUUAAAUACUAAAUCUCUAUGCAUGGCCUUAAAUAUGCAGUUUUGUUUUUGUGUUUUUUGCACUGAAGACAUAGAAGAAGGGAAUUUGCUGAGAAAUUAUUUACUAGGGAGUUGGGAAUAAAGCUACUUAAGUCCUAUCAAGUUUUAUUUUAAGUAUUGUUUUAAUCCAGAUAUGUUUAGGAGUCCAUUACUUUAUUCAAUUAAAAUUGAGGAAAGAGCAUGCUACCAGAAUAUAGUAGGAAGGAUGAUUGUGAAUGUUGUCUUUUUCAGAAAAAGUCAAGCAUAUAAAACGUAGUUUGUGUAUUUUUAUUUUAAAUUGAUUUAGAGAAGAAAGGGGUGGGAGUGGGGUGGGGUGGGAGGCGGGGGGAGAGCAACAUUGAUCAGUUAGUUGCCUUCUGCUUGUACCCUGACCAAGGAAUUGAACCUGCUGGGUAUGUGACCUGAAAGCAAAUUGAACCUGCCACCUUGUGGUGUACAGACAACACUCCAAACAACAGAGCCACAUCAGCCAGGGCUUGUGUGUAUUUUAAAACCACAAUGUAAUUCCACAUUUCCUGAUGUUAUAGAAGUUAAAUGGUUUCUCUUGGUAAGGAUAUUUGUUUACAAGUGCCAGAAAAAGAAUGACUAUCUGCAUUAACAUUUCCUUUUGCCCAGAGAUGGAAAAUAAAAACCAACCAAAGGAUAUUUCUAGAACAGAUAGCUGUUUAAGAAGGCCAUGACUCAGUCUUUAGAUGUGUAUACCUUUCAGUAUCUUAAGAAUUUUAAUAUAAAAAGCAAAAUAGGUUUUUCCAAUUACAGCCUAUACACUAAGGAAUUACUAUCGUUUCCUUCUGUCACCAUUAAAAUCAAGUGUUGGGAAUUAUAAUUUGAGACGAAAAUAUUAAGAAUAAAUGUAGAUGGCUCAACGAUUCUUACUCAGUGUGAUGUAUAAUGCAACAGGGAUUCUUGUAAAUUGUCAUAUGCCAAUAAAAAUGUCAUAAGUGGUAA
Molecule: messenger RNA, 5832 nt
Organism: Pipistrellus kuhlii (Kuhl's pipistrelle)
Lineage: Eukaryota; Metazoa; Chordata; Mammalia; Chiroptera; Vespertilionidae
Gene: BCLAF1
Product: BCL2 associated transcription factor 1
Exons: 13
Coding region: 240-3002 (920 amino acids)
Biological process (GO): positive regulation of transcription by RNA polymerase II; mRNA processing
Cellular component (GO): exon-exon junction complex; mediator complex
Molecular function (GO): transcription coregulator activity; mRNA binding; DNA binding
Source: RefSeq, a predicted model, not a curated record